GUAAUUUGUGCAUUCCAGAACAUAUGUGGGCAUUUAUUAAAAAAAUUAAGUCUAGAAAUGAAGAAAAAGAAAAAGAGGAUUCAGAUGUGGUGAGGAGGAAAGAUCCUUAUAAUUUUUGCUUAGUGUGCACCAACUGUACUGAAAAUUUUCACCCAUUAUUCAAUUUCAAACUUUGUACAACUUGUACGACUACAUAUCUUGAUAAUUUCUUCGAAUUUGAUGCAAGAAAGCAGAAAAAGAGGUUCUGUGUUAUUUGUGGCAUAAAGAAUAGUGAUAAAUACUCCAAUGAAGGAUAUAUCUGGGUUUUCUGCAGUUCAUGCAUUGAAAAUUAUUUUCAACUGCCACCUAAUGAAAUAACUGAACAUUGGACAUGCUUUUUAAAUAAGAAAUGUAUUUGUAAUGAUAAAAAAACAAAGCAUGAUGGUGGUUUAUUGAACGUUCAAAGGGUUUGGUGGAAUAAUCUUUCACAUUCAUAUUUAAAAAUAAAGCCUGAUUUAGACCUUUACACACAGUUUUCAAAAGUGAUAUAUGUUAUUCCUGACUGUAAUAAAAAUGGAACCAUGGAUAUUAACAAGUUGCCUGUUGAUAUGAAAGCUGCUACUAAAAAUUAUAUUGACAUAUGUUGGAAAAACAAAAAAAUAUCUAAUGAAAUUAAACAAAUACUUUCUACAAUACAAGAAAAUAUGAUAGUUUUAUUAAUGGGAUCAGCUGGAGAUAUUUCGGAACCUUGGAAUUAUUGGGAUAAGAACCAAUAUGUACCAGUUAAAAAUUUAGAACAUUUAUUCAUGCAAUUUUACCAUAUUUACAGUAAAAUAAAUGAAUUGAGUCUUAAAAAGCAAAUACAAAUGCAAUGGAUAUUUGAAUGUUCUGCAGCAAUACCAGCAUUUACUCGGAAGAGAAACACAAGAUUUCUUAAUGUUUCUCCGAAAAUCAUAAAUAUACAGAAAAACAAAGGAGAUAAUGGUUUUCGAAUGAUUUGGAGCAACA
Molecule: messenger RNA, 987 nt
Organism: Nezara viridula (southern green stink bug)
Lineage: Eukaryota; Metazoa; Arthropoda; Insecta; Hemiptera; Pentatomidae
Source: the annotation of a GenBank genome assembly